This is a messenger RNA of Salvelinus namaycush (lake trout), 1889 nucleotides long. Its product is annotated as protein ABHD13-like. Gene Ontology annotation, molecular function: palmitoyl-(protein) hydrolase activity. The coding region runs from base 181 to 1242 and encodes 353 amino acids. The transcript has 2 exons. NCBI's taxonomy places the organism in Eukaryota, Metazoa, Chordata, Actinopteri, Salmoniformes, Salmonidae. Gene Ontology annotation, cellular component: membrane. The record is from RefSeq and is a predicted model, not a curated record.
CUACGUUAGUUUUUCCGCCGGGUUUAUUCUGUCAAGCUGCUCAUAUCUGAAAAUACAAUUUGUGUGAGCUUUUGGACCAAAUGACAGCAAUUGUUUUAUCUCGCUGCAUGCAGUUAAAUCGCUAAAUGAUGGGAGAGAGAGUGUGUGUGGUGGUGGUGUGAUCCUGUGUGUCUCUGUGCCAUGGAAAAGCCGUGGAGGCUGUGGGGCUCGGUGGAGCGCUGUGCCCUGGCCUUGGCUUCCUGGUCCUGGGGUGCUUGUCGCAUCUCUCUCCUGGCCCUCAUCCUCACCUUCCACCUCUAUGGAGGCUUCUUUCUCCUGGCUCUCAUCCUGGCCUCGGUGGCCGCCAUCCUCUACAAGUUCCAGGACGUGCUGCUCUACUUCCCCGACCAGCCCUCCUCCUCCCGGCUCUAUGUGGCCAUGCCAACAGGCAUCCCCCAUGAGAACGUCUACAUCCGCACCAAGGACGGCGUGCGCCUCAACCUUAUUCUGCUCCGCUACACCGGCGGAGACAGCCUUGAUAACCCCGGGGUCGCCCCCAUCAACGCAUCUAACCCUGCCUCCACGGCACCGCCCACGAUCCUUUAUUUCCACGGCAACGCGGGCAACAUCGGGCACCGGGUGCCCAACGCUCUGCUGAUGCUGGUGAACCUGAAGGCCAACGUGGUGCUGGUGGACUACCGGGGGUAUGGGAAGAGCGAGGGCGAGCCCAGUGAGGACGGCCUGUACCUGGACGCCCAGGCCACGCUGGACUACGUGAUGACCCGGCCUGACCUGGACAAGACCAAGGUGAUGGUGUUUGGCCGCUCUCUGGGGGGCGCGGUGGCGGUUCGCCUGGCCUCGGCAAACCCUCAUCGCGUGGCGGCCAUCGUGGUGGAGAACACCUUCCUCAGCAUCCCCCACAUGGCUGCCACGCUUUUCUCCUUCCUGCCCAUGAGGCUGCUGCCCCUGUGGUUCUACCGGAACCAGUUCCUGUCCUACAGACAGGUGGCGCUGUGCCGGAUGCCCUCGCUGUUCGUGUCGGGCCUAUCAGACCAGCUCAUCCCGCCCGUCAUGAUGAAGCAACUUUACGAGCUGUCGCCGGCACGGACUAAACGUCUGGCCAUCUUCUCUGAGGGCACGCACAACGACACAUGGCAGUGCCAGGGCUACUUCGCCGCCCUGGAACAGUUUGUCAAGGACCUGAUGAAUAGCCACACCCGCGAGGAGAGCGUCCAGUCCACAGCCAGCGUCACAAUCAUCUAGUCUAGAGAGAGGAAGAGUCUAGAGAAAACCCUACAGUCCAUACUCCCUACGCACUUGUGUAGAUCUAAACCAUUGAUUAGGUGUAAUAAGCAAUAUGGCUAAGGAAAGGUGAAGCAAACCACUACCAUAUUGCUUAUACCUGUCUAGUUCUUUCUGAUCUACUUGAAGUGUCUAUGGUAGGGUAGCAGUAACUAGGCUGAGCUACUAGGGUCAGGUUGGAGAGAAAGUUCAUUUCUACACUUUUGGUUUUAUCAUGGUCUUUUUCCAUAGUAACUGUACCAUAUCAAACAUUUGGGGAGUACUUUAGGUGUGGGGGGUGUUUGGGGUUGAUGGAUGAUUAACAUGGAAAUGUCUUCAUAAGUCUAUUUGUGUGUGAAAUAUGACUGCAGUGGGUGAACAUGUACUUGUUAUAGCCUUUUUUGAAUAGAUUACAAACCAUACACAACUAUGAUCAUCCUGCCAAACAAAACCACACUUUUAAAAACACUUUUAAAAGAAAAGAAACUACUGGAGGCAAAGCUGCAGCUGAACCUCCAGAAUUCAAUGACAAUGUUUAGCUAACAUAAUAGCAUUUCAUUAAAUCAGUAAGACAUUUUUGACUAAUAUUAUAGUGUUUCAGUAAUUCAAUAAAAAAGUUUUUAUUUUAA